This is a messenger RNA of Aspergillus ibericus CBS 121593, 853 nucleotides long. Its product is annotated as Mg-dependent acid phosphatase. The transcript has 2 exons. Gene Ontology annotation, molecular function: acid phosphatase activity. The coding region runs from base 62 to 712 and encodes 216 amino acids. NCBI's taxonomy places the organism in Eukaryota, Fungi, Ascomycota, Eurotiomycetes, Eurotiales, Aspergillaceae. The record is from RefSeq and is a predicted model, not a curated record.
CCAUCCCAACGCUUGCAGAUAGCGUGUCGACCCCAGAAUUCCCAGCAAUUCAUCUCCCACCAUGAUGCGCACCAAAAGAACCAACACCCAGCCGUUAGAGGACGCCUCCAUCUCGCCCGCCACCUUCACGGACGGGCUGCCCCUCCCGAAACUCAUCGCCUUCGAUCUCGACUACACGCUGUGGCCAUUCUGGGUCGACACGCACGUCAGCGCUCCUAUCAAGCCUCGCGACAACAACUCCCGUUGCACGGAUCGCUGGAACGAGUCCUUCGCCUUCUACCCCGCCGUCUCCUCCAUCAUCUACGCCUGCAAAAGCAAGAACAUCCCACUAGCACUGGCCUCCCGCACCCACACCCCGGACCUGGCCCGCGACAUGCUCAAAGCGCUACACAUUAUCCCCACAUUCUCCGACAACCCGGCGGCGAAGACCAAGUCAGUGCGGGCGCUGGAUUACUUCGACUACGUGCAGAUUUUCCCGGCGAACAAGACGCAGCAUUUCUCGCGCAUUCAGCAGGCGAGUAGCGUGGCGUAUGAGGAGAUGCUGUUCUUUGAUGAUGAGGCGAGGAAUCGCAAUGUCGAGACGGAGUUGGGGGUGACGUUUUGCUUGGUGAAGGAUGGGAUGACGAGGGAGGAGGUUGAUCGGGGGGUGCGGGCGUGGCGGAAGAGGAAUGGAAUCAAGUCGAAGAAGGAAGGGGAGGAAGAGGAAGAAUGAUGCUAGAUUUGGAUGAUUGUAGAUAUGGGAUAGGGUGUUGGCGUUUGGAUUGGGUUCUUGUAGAGUAUAGAGAUACCCGGAUGGAAAUAAAUCUUUUGAAUAUAAUAUAGGUACAUCUUAGUUAUCAGAGGUUAGAUCCUG